Molecule: messenger RNA, 1761 nt
Organism: Prunus dulcis (almond)
Lineage: Eukaryota; Viridiplantae; Streptophyta; Magnoliopsida; Rosales; Rosaceae
Product: ankyrin repeat-containing protein ITN1-like
Exons: 4
Coding region: 1-1761 (586 amino acids)
Cellular component (GO): plasma membrane
Molecular function (GO): protein phosphatase 1 binding; protein phosphatase regulator activity
Source: RefSeq, a predicted model, not a curated record
AUGGAUUGUGGUCUGCAUGACGCAGCAAUAAAGGGUGAUCUUAGUUUUUUGAAAAAAAUUAGAAAUGGUGAUGGAUCAAUUGAUCUUGCACGUCAGAAAACGCCUAAUGACAACAAUGUUCUUCACAUUGCGGCUGAAUUCAAGCAAAUGAAUUUCUUUAAAGAAGUCAAGUUUCAUCAUUCUCAAUCUCCACGGUUUUGGGACACCAACAAGAACCGCGAAACUCCUCUCCAUGUUGCUGCAAGAGUAGGAUGUGAUGAAAUAGUGGAGUUCAUCAUUGCUAACAUGAAACCUCUUGAAGAAGUUGAUUUGGAAGACGGACCAAUUAAUGAGGAGGCUUAUAAAAAACUACUCCGAAUGGAAAAUUCGGAAAAGGAUACAGCAUUGCAUGUUGCUGUACGAUAUCGUCACGAUGGGGUGGUGGCUCAGUUAAUGAAAGCCGAUCCUGAAUUAUGUUGUUUUACUAAUAGCGCCGCAGAGUCACCCUUAUUCCUAGCUGUUAGAACGGGCUCUCCAAGCAUUGCUCUUUAUAUUCUAAACGAGUCUCCCUCUGAUAGACCUCCUUCUUUUCAGGGGACAAAUGGUGUGACAGCUUUGCAUGCAGCUGUCACUCGCAGACGCCUUACCCACCAAGGCAUCGUGGCAACUAUGGUUUCCAAAAAUCAUGAAAUAAUCAAACAAGCAGACGACAUUGGGUGGACUCCCUUACACUAUGCAGCAUUGAGCGGUAACCUUAAAGCAACUCAACUGCUGAUUGGAAAGGAGAAGUCUGCUUGUUACAUCUUGGACAAACUUGGGUUGUCAGCUCUCCACAUCGCCGCAUAUGCAGGGCGCACCAAAAUAUUGGAAGAGUUGAUUGGAAGUGAGCCUGCUACUUGUGAUUUGGUCAACCACAAAGGUCAAACAGCUCUGCAUGCUGCAGUCGUAGGUGAAAAAAUAAACGUUAUAAAGUACGUUCUGAAGACGCCUAAGCUUGGGAGACUUAUAAAUCAAGCAGAUAACGAAGGGAACACUCCUUUGCAUCUUGCUGCCAUUUGCCGAAAUCAUGGAAUGAUAAAAAUCUUGUCAACAGACACUAGGUUGGACAAAACGGCUAUCAAUAAAAAAUUCUUAACGGUUGCCGACAUUUUGCGCGAGGACAAGAUGGAACAAAAGUAUAUUUGGGCCUUGACGGCUGGGGUGCCAUAUUUUCAACAACAAAUCACCCUUGAGUUUACGAAUUUAGAAUCUCCGGAGAAGAAAGAUGAGGCUGAUACGCCAGCCAUUACACAUGGGACCUUGAAAAGACAUGAUACCAAACUAUUGGUAGCAACGCUCAUUGCAACCGUCACAUUUGCAGCGUCUAUCAAUGUUCCUGGAGGGUUCAAAACCGACGGAAGGCCGGCUUUAGAAGACAAUGCAUAUUUCCGAGUGUGUGGGGUUUUUAACAUGUAUGCCUUCAUUUUCUCAGUUCUUGCGAUAUCUAACGAAUGCACUCCGCUACGGGUCCUAUCUAGCCAUUUACCCACACCUGCAAGUCUCAUUCAGUUUUCAAUUGGUGGGAUGGUAAUAGCAUUUUUUGCGGCCAUCCUGGCAUCGUUGCAGCCAAAACGCCCCAAUGAAAGUCUGUUUAAAUAUUUGUUUGUCACACCCGUUGAUUUGGUGCUCGGUCUAAUAUUUGUCAUAUUUGUUUACGCAUUAGUUUUAAUCCCCAUUUAUAGGUCUCUACUGCAAAUAAUGCGGGGGAUAAGGAUCCGUGAGCUCCGGAACUACGUUAUUUGA